Molecule: messenger RNA, 1088 nt
Organism: Cercospora beticola
Lineage: Eukaryota; Fungi; Ascomycota; Dothideomycetes; Mycosphaerellales; Mycosphaerellaceae
Source: RefSeq, a predicted model, not a curated record
GACGAUCUCAACCAACAGUCACUCUAUGUACGUUUUGAACGCUUGGUCCGGGACGCUUGGCAGGUCGCUGUCGGCAGAGAGAGGCGAACGGGAGCGCCCACAUUCCAGCAACACCGUCCGCAAGUAAGACGCCACGACCGCUGCAGGUGUGCGGAGCAUCUCCCGUGAUCCAUGCAAUUGCUAGAAGGCAGGAUGGGGAAUGCUAUCAGCUCCGUCCUACGGGACGCCAAAGGUUCAAAUAAAUCGAGGCGUGAGAUGGAAGAUGUCUUGAAUAGACUGAUUGUCCUCGCCGAAGUCAAGGCUACCACACACUACCAGCGUGUGAGCACAAAUCCCAUCGACGAAGAUGUUCUUCCCAUCGACAAAAUUUUGAGGAGAUUCCACGUUGCACAUUGCUGUGUGAAGCGAGACGCAGGAGCUGCACGGCAAGCCAUCGAACAGUAUUUGGGGCGGUACUUGAAGCCAGAAAUCAUCGAAGGCCUCACAGCUGUCAUCGCUGAAACGCUGGAUCGGCUCAUGAAUUCUAUCUCGACAAAAAGCAGCAGCGAAGUCACGAGCUAUGCCAUCACGAUUGGGAAAGCUGGCGGGAUUGGACGAAUCGAUUGCUACCUAUUCUACUACAAAUUCCAAACCCCGGACCUGUCAUCCAUCUUGGACAACUGCCUGGUAACGUCUCUCAUUGUGUCCGCAGUUUCUCCUUCGAAGUUGCAUUUCGAGCACCUGGCACCCCUCGCCAAGGCGCCAUAUUCAUCCCCAUUGCCUGGAGAAAGCGACGAGAAGGCUGAUGCGAGGCUGGAGAAGAUUCAAAAUAUGCUGUUGGCUGAGAUGCAGGCGAGUUUCCGGAAGAGGAGUGCGCCGCUGUGACAACGAUGUCUGUCAAGCAUGACUGGCGUCUUAUGCCUGACUUUUGAUUUUGCGCAACUCGGCCUCUUGGUACGCCUCUCUGUCAGUAUCCAGCGGGACGCCAGCAUCUGGAAGCGCUUGGCCGAAAUACUCCCAACGAUUCUCUGUUGCUUCGAGCAGAGCACCUGUCAGUACUGCAAUCAUCGACACUCCGAACGGAAUGUAAACGUUGAAACUCUGCUUAG